Molecule: messenger RNA, 2251 nt
Organism: Cynoglossus semilaevis (tongue sole)
Lineage: Eukaryota; Metazoa; Chordata; Actinopteri; Pleuronectiformes; Cynoglossidae
Product: kunitz-type serine protease inhibitor bitisilin-3
Exons: 6
Coding region: 941-1582 (213 amino acids)
Molecular function (GO): serine-type endopeptidase inhibitor activity
Source: RefSeq, a predicted model, not a curated record
AGUUUUGGGUCACUGGACUGACACGUUUAUGAGUACCUGUCUGAGUGUUUAUAUAAAGCGUUGUACCCUAUACUUAUACUUGUAUCAGUGUUGGUGCAUCCCUUAUUUUCACUCCUGAUUCCUGACAGAAUAACCAAUACAAGAUGGAUGGGUGGUUAAAAUACCAGACCAGGUUUGGGUAGCAGUCAAACCUUGGAUUAUUUUAGCCAAGACCACACUAACCAAGACCAAGUCAUUACUGAGAUGAGAGUGUGCACAGGAUCAGAUCAAGAUUAAAGAACAAGGACAGGUCAAGACUAAGACUAGUGAACCUAAACUCAAAAUCCAAUAUGGCUGUUCAGGGACUUGGCUACAGAGUUUAAUAUUUGUUAUAAUGUAUUUAACAUAUCAGAUAUAUUAGCUGGACUUGGAUUGAUUUUGUUAGAUUUUGAUACUAUAUAUAUAUAUAACAUGGAAUACUCGUAUUUCGGGAAGCUAUCGUAUCUAGGGUGUCCACUGUAAUUCCGAAAAUCCGAUAAUGAAAUGUACAGUAAUGUGACCCAUUUAGCCUGUGGCUAAAUUCAUUUCUAGCUUGUUUUAACACAUCAUAUCACCUACUUCUUUACAGCCAAUAAAUGCACAUGGUGAGACACGACACAACGUGUGAGGAUGUACAACCUAGCUAACACUGACGUGUGACAAACAUCAGUAUGAUGAUUGCACCGCAGGUUACAGGGGUAGAACCAAAAUUCUUUUCAGAAUUAUGUUUAUUCAGAUGAAAUCAGAAUGGAAAAAAAUCACAAUGUGGUUUGAAAAUAUAUUAUAAAACAAAAAAAAACAGGAAGAAGUCUCUUCCUGUCAUUACCACUACUGUCUAAAGGUCGUUACGACAACACACUCUCAUUGUAGUUUACAACCGUCACACAGUCCCAGCAGAGACAGGACAAGGACAAGCAGCAAGAUGAAGCACCUGUUGCUUUUGGUGUUGGCUUUUGUUGCAAUACACGUCGACUCCUCAAGGAUUCCAGAAUUAUGUCAACUGCCUGAAGAUGCUGGUGAGGGCCAAAGCUUCAUCUUUGCGUUCCAUUAUAACGCGGCCCAAGAUCAGUGCAAUCCCUUCGUAUUCAAAGGAAAUGGAGGCAACGCCAAUCGUUUUGUAAAUGAAAUAGAAUGCAUUAGAAACUGUUCUGUCAAUGCUGAGAAUAUCUACCCCAUGGAUGCGGUAAAGGCUUGCCAUUUUAAAAAGGCCAUCGGUGGUUGCGGACUUCAGUUGAUGAGGUACUACUAUGAUUCGGUUCACGACAAAUGCAAAAAAUUCAUUUAUUCCGGUUGCAUCGGCAAUGGAAACCGAUUUUUCGACCAUGAAAGCUGCAACGCCACAUGCGCCGGCAUCCACGAUGAUGGUGAUGAACCUGAGGAGGAUGAACCAGACACACCAAUUGCAAUCAUCUGUGGCGUUUUGCUGGCUGUUAUCGUCCUCAGUAUCAUCAUACCUGUGAUCGUUUUGACUGUUAAGUCAAAGAAAAAGGGGUCAAAGAAGAAGACGCCGAAGGAAAGGAAUGCUCAGCAAGAUCCCCCUCUUUCAGGAAUAGAAAUGCAAUAGACAAUUGUAUCACCUCAACAUUUUUACUAGCUUGGAUUUGUCCUUAAACAUUUGUUGCCAACACAUCAAUUAUGAUUUUUUUUCCCAUUUACCUACAAUUUUGUAUAUUUUAUGGACUUAGAGUUCAUCAGCUAGAAGUGAUUAAAUCCAAUCUGGAAAAUCUUAACUACAUAUGCAAAGUGGUAUUCUUUCAUUUUUAUUUUUAAACUUUUCAUAUUUCUUUAACUUUUCCCAUAAAGUCAAUAUGUUUGUGUGUGAGUGUUGUUGUUUUAAUUUUAAUCAGAUUAGGGGUUUAAAAUGAAUCAGCAAAAGGCUCUUUGAUUAGACAUCUUUAAGAUUGUAGUGAAAGAAACAUUGUUGUUUAGAAAAACAUCUUACGUAACAGAUCAGUAUUUUUUUUCCCAAUGACUUGACUUUGUUUCUUGUAGUUAGAAAGACUGAAUUAAAUUCUGACUCUCCUUGUUGGCUUGAAAUGUGCAAAAUGUAAUAUGAUGUUCAUGUAAUUGUUCUCUAAACUGUUGUGUCACCACCAGGCUCAUAGUUGUAUCAGGGACUGUAAUUUUUUUACAUUGAAAACCAAGCAAAUAAAUCUGGAACAGUGUUUUCCAUUUUUUUACAUGGGACCUACUGACUAUUUGUGUGUGUGUGUGUGUGGAAUACAUCUAUAUA